GCGUUUUCUUUGUCUGACACUCUCAUUCGCCAGACUAUACCUGCGUGUCUAUAAUUUUGACAUUAGGUUAUCGUUUAUCAGCUGAUAAGGCAUUGCGGUGUAUAAGACUAUUUUUUAUAAUUUUAUUGUUUUAAGCCCCUAUUGCAAGAAAAAAUGUAUUUCAAUUCAAGUGAAAAAUAAUCAGAAAACAAAUCUCAAUGGAGGUGAACCCGCUGAGUAUAAUCAUGGUUAAAUCGGACAGCAAAGGCGACCGAUUGCUGUUCCGCUAUCCGUUCAAUGUUCCGCAACAGUUCCAGGCGAGCGUCACUCCGGUGCGUAAGACUCCCUAUUCAAUUAUGAAUAACAGUGAUGAUAUCUUGCAAAACGCCCCUCCUGUUGUGUCCAACAUUUGUUACGAUCAACUAUAUGGAAUAUCGGAUGAUGUUUUGGCCACGCUGUUCGCAGUUAAAUCGGAACUGUGCAAUCAAAAGUUCGAACUGAAGGUUAAUGAUGUGCGCUUUGUGUCCCACCCGACGCUGGUGAAGGUCGAGAGCGAGGAUCAGAAAAACACAGCUUUCUUCCGGAUUAAUGUCGUAUUUGCGCUGCACGCUCAGGCUAGUUAUUCGAUUGUCAAAUGUUACUACGAGUUAAGCAAACGAAUUGGAGUGGGACUGCUGUACGAGGAACGACGGGUUAGUUACCUUUCGAACGAGAUGAAAAUAAUGAUUACCUGUAUAGAUGAGGUUGCAGCGGCAGUUCAAGAGCAUGAAUCUGGGCCUAGUGGCAAUACUAACACUUUCGAAACGAUUUUGAGGGACAGUUCGUUGGCACAAUUUAUAAAAACAAUAUACCAGGAUUUGUGUACUACUGGUUUGCUAAAUGUCACUCUCAAUCAGUCGGUGACGUUAAGUUUUUGUCUGCCGCAAAAGGCGCACCAGUUUCAUAAGAAAGGGGUAAUCGUCGAACCGGAAGCUAUUGACCGGUGUUUACAUGCUUUGAAACCUUAUCAUGGUAUGUUGCUGCUCGUAGAUCCCUCAGAGCUGUUAGACUGCGUGCCCCCGUCUGGUGCUCGAAUGCUCCUCCAGCUCAUAGAAGCUUACAACCCACUGAAAAGUCUCCAGAAUAUGGCAUCCGAUGCCGAUCUGAUGAUCGAUCACGUUUACCAACUGGUGGGUCAUUUGGUGUAUUGGGCAAAGGCCACCAUCAUCUAUCCGCUAUGUGAGACGAACGUGUACGUAAUUGCGCCCGAUGCGCAAUUGAAUAUACAUUCCCACCUGCCUGAUAAGUUUGCGACCAAGUUUCCCGGCAUGUCACUGUUCGAAGUGAUCAGUGACUUUUCGCUGCCAACGUCGAUAGGACACCUGACCACGCCGUUACAGCACCCCGCCCGCCAGGGACGGCUAGCUCAGAUGGUCCUAUGGAUGCUACAGCAUCAUUUGCUGAUGCAGCUGCACACCUACGUACAGUUUAUCGCCUCCUAUGGGGAGGAAGACUGCGAGUCUUUGCCGAUUGCAGAAAUCGCAGAAGAAACCGUAGGAAAUCAGGGGAAGCUUACUAUCUCUCCUCCGAGCACCUCAAGUCAACCGCUGGCGGUUCCAACCCAUCGAAAAAGUUCUCCCUCGGAGGACAUGUUUCCAGAUAGUUUAACGCUUGCUUCGACAACCUCUAAUACACGUCCCUCAUCUGCCAGCCACCGGUCCAACAUUAGCCACUCAAGCGUGGGUCAAACGGCUUCCAGCACUGAUAACGAUGAAAGCAUCGCGUCAAUGGAAGAUGAGGACAAAAUUAAGCGUCUGUUGUCAGUGUUCGAUGAAUGUGAUCGAAAGGCAAUUCUAAAGAUACCCGCCGCAGCGAAUCCAGACGAUCUGGCUCUGAUGGUUCGCCUUUGGCAAGCAGGUUAUUUUAAGGGAGACCAUCACUUGGAAGAAAUUAUGUAUUUUGAAAAUCUGAGACGUUCGCAGCUACUUCAGCUGGUGGACAAAUUCCGUGGUGUGUUAAUCAUCUACGAAACGGAAGAUCCAGCUAUUGCUAGUUUGUACACCAUUUCCCAGUAGGAAUCAUCGCCGUGUGUAAGUAAUAACAAUAAACAAAAUUUUUUGAAAAUAUUGUUGCGAUUCGAAAAAUUUUCCUAUACUUUAAAAUCGGGUACACCCUCGAAGGUACAGCCAGAUCUUUGGAUAAUUUGGCGUGCAGUCCAGAUACCACACUUGAUGCAGGUCGCGUA
This is a messenger RNA of Wyeomyia smithii (pitcher-plant mosquito), 2203 nucleotides long. RefSeq names its product GATOR complex protein NPRL3 (gene Nprl3). Bases 198 to 2033 code for a protein of 611 amino acids. Gene Ontology annotation, cellular component: GATOR1 complex. The transcript is spliced from 3 exons. Gene Ontology annotation, biological process: negative regulation of TORC1 signaling; positive regulation of autophagy; cellular response to amino acid starvation. The record is from RefSeq and is a predicted model, not a curated record. NCBI's taxonomy places the organism in Eukaryota, Metazoa, Arthropoda, Insecta, Diptera, Culicidae.